Molecule: messenger RNA, 1491 nt
Organism: Aspergillus terreus NIH2624
Lineage: Eukaryota; Fungi; Ascomycota; Eurotiomycetes; Eurotiales; Aspergillaceae
Product: Pal1 family protein
Exons: 4
Coding region: 1-1491 (496 amino acids)
Cellular component (GO): cytoplasm
Source: RefSeq, a predicted model, not a curated record
AUGAACGCCUCUCACCAACCGCCGUCGCUCCCAUCUGCGUAUCCACCCAGUAUGGCAUUGGGCCCUCCAGUCUCCCCCGUCCGUCAAGCCUCCCCCGUCAACCUAGGAUCAAACAACCCCUUCAGAAACCGUGCCUUGUCGCCUUCCAACUCCAUCGCAUCAAGGACUCGCCCUGAACGGCCAACCUCGACCAACCCCUUCUUGGACGACACCGACGCCUUAUCACCGCAGUCCGCUCCGGUCGGCGGCACCAUGUUUUCUCCCGUCGACGAUAAGAAAGACCUCACGGGCAACACUCGCGAUCUUUUUGAAAAUUUGUCCCUCAAUCCCAAACCUCAGCCGACGGGCUACCGGCCUGCUCCCCCGCGUCCGGAUAAGAACGGAGCAAGUGCCAGACAACCUUCUUCCCGAGAGCGCUCGACACGCCGCGAACAUGACCCCCUCGAUAUCUUCGCCGACCCCCCGUCGAAGUCCAAGGGGGCGCGCUCGCGUGAUCAUGAAAGAAGACCUCGUCGGAAUUCGGAAUCCUCCAUCAUGGAACGAACUCCCAAGCUCCUAGACCCCGAGGAUGACAGACGGCGCCGCGAGCGACGCCGUCGUGAGCGUGAGGGUCGUCACCGAGAUGGAAAGUCUCGCUCGAAGAAGACCAACUACCAGUUGGAUAUUAUCGACAAGUUAGAUGUGACCAGUAUCUACGGAACAGGAAUGUUCCACCAUGAUGGUCCGUUUGAUGCGUGCAACCCGAACCGCAACCGCAAGGGCUUGCGUACGGCCCCCAUGCAAGCCUUCCCCAAGGACUCGUCCAACAUGGCCCUGGGAGGGGCCGGGCCUGUGAAUGACAAGAUCGAUCUCAAUCUCUUCCAUGGUCGAACGGAAGAAGGCUACAAUGAUUACGCAUCGUCUGGCACGAUCGACUUCCGCCGAGGCCCACCCACCAACUUCGACCCUACCACCCGGAUUGAACCGGUUCACGGAUCGGAGAGCAUGGGCUUGGGAACCAGUACCUUCCUGGAAGGCGCACCGGCCAGCCGAGCGGCCAUGCAACGCCGUGAGAGCGAAAACGAACAACAGAUCACCAAUGGUAUGAAUGGUGGCGGUCUGCAGCGGAAGAAGAGCUUGGCCCAACGACUGCGCGGUAUCAAUCGCGCCCCGAGUAGUGCCCGCGCCCUGGCGUCUCCUGAUCUCACGGUCGCCCCGACCACCAGCAAUUCAGGAUCCGCGCGCGGGAAUGAUAAGAACCCCUUCUUCCAGGACUAUGAUGACGCGUGGGAGAAAAAGGGUGCUCGCAUUGCGGAAGGAGGGUCGCACGAGGUUGGACGGACACGAUCCUCGAGUAGUCCCAAGCAAAACACAGGCCUGGAACGCCGGUACACCAAUGAACGCCCCAACUCGGGGUCUGAUGAGAACAAGAACCUGGGCGGCGGUGGUUUCAUCAACCGCAUGAAGAGCUUGAGAAAGCCACGGCCCGAGCGACGGGUCAGCAACGACUGA